Molecule: messenger RNA, 4365 nt
Organism: Marmota monax (woodchuck)
Lineage: Eukaryota; Metazoa; Chordata; Mammalia; Rodentia; Sciuridae
Gene: Phex
Product: phosphate regulating endopeptidase X-linked
Exons: 22
Coding region: 944-3193 (749 amino acids)
Biological process (GO): protein processing
Cellular component (GO): plasma membrane
Molecular function (GO): metalloendopeptidase activity
Source: RefSeq, a predicted model, not a curated record
UAUGGAAAUGCAAAAACAUACUAACCCUCAGGGGAACCAGAGGACAAAAUACAUGGGUGCAGUUUUCACCAAAACAUCCAGGGAAAAAAACCCUUCACUGUAUCUUUUGUGGUUGCUAAUAAGCUUGAUUCAUAUACUUAACUGUCAUUUGUACAAUUCUUAGCACCACAAAGAGGAAAUGCUCUUUCUUCUUCCUUAAAAAAAGUUCCAGUCCAAACCAUCAGCCUCUGUAGGUUGUCUUAAUUGCUACUUUGCACUGCACUGGACUAUGACUCUGAUUUUUGGCACAUGCUAUCAUACACAAAGUUCCUAAAAUAAAAUGCUCCAGGAUAUCCUAGGAACUCUUAGAAGGCUUUAAAAAGGGACUCACACACUGAAAGAAUAUCUUUGAUGAGGACAAUUCAGGCGAGCAGAAUGAUUAUUGCAGCAGAAUUACAUGAUUAACUGAGAUCUUGAAGUAGGUCCGGAGAGUCCUCGUCACCUAACUUAUCAUGGUUGGGGGGAGGUUGACGAGAAUCCAGUUUUGAUAAAGACAAUUGUUUUUUUUUCCUCCCCAAGUGACUAUACAUUUAAAUAGUUAAAACAUCUGUUCAGCAACAUAGUAAAACAUGUAUACUCAGAACGCCUGAGAGAAGAGCCUGCCAAACAACCGGUUGAGAGGGACUUUGCUGAGGGAGAGCACCAAGAUAAAGCAACCGCUGUUUGUUUUGUCUAGUCAGGGGGAAAGCCAAGGCAACCAAUAUUUUGAGUUUCUUUUAUUUCAUUUGUGAAGGAUUAUUUGAGAAAGGGUAGUGAGGGAAGGUUUCCUGACGUGAAUUUUUUAAGCUGUCCAUUAGUAGAAAAGCAAGAGAGCCUUGGAUGUCAACGCCUAACAAACUCUUGAGACCAGCUACCAAACCACGAAAAGUGACUUUCUUCCUGAGUGUUCUCUACGGUCUUUCUGAUGGAAGCAGAAACGGGGAGCAGCAGAGAGGCUAGAAAGGGGGCCAACAGAGGCACUCAAGUCGCCCUGGCUGUGUUUAUCGGUGGCACUGUGGUGCUGGGCACCAUCCUCUUUCUAGUGAGUCAAGGUCUCUUAAAUUUCCAAGCUAAACAGGAGUACUGCCUGAAGCCAGAGUGCAUCGAAGCCGCCGCUGCCAUCUUGAGUAAAGUAAAUCUGUCUGUGGACCCUUGUGAUAAUUUCUUCCGGUUUGCUUGCGAUGGCUGGAUAAACAAUAAUCCAAUUCCUGAAGAUAUGCCAAGCUAUGGGGUUUAUCCUUGGCUGAGACAUAAUGUUGACCUCAAGUUGAAGGCACUGUUGGAGAAAUCAGUCAGUAGAAGGCGUGACUCUGAGGCCGUACAGAAAGCCAAAAUCCUUUAUUCAUCCUGUAUGAAUGAGAAAGCCAUCGAAAAAGCAGAUGCCAAGCCACUGCUCCACAUUCUGCGGCAUUCACCUUUCCGCUGGCCCGUACUUGAAGCUAAUAUUGGUCCUGAAGGAGUUUGGUCGGAGAGAAAAUUCAGUCUUCUGCAGACGCUUGCAACAUUUCGUGGUCAAUACAGCAAUUCUGUGUUCAUCCGUUUGUAUGUGUCCCCUGAUGACAAGGCAUCCAAUGAACACAUUUUGAAGCUGGACCAAGCAACACUCUCCCUAACUGUGAGGGAAGACUACCUGGAUAACAGUACAGAAGCCAAAUCAUAUCGGGAUGCCCUUUAUAGGUUCAUGGUGGACACUGCUGUGCUUUUAGGAGCUAACAGCUCUCGAGCAGAGCAUGACAUGAAGUCGGUGCUUAGAUUAGAAAUUAAGAUAGCUGAGAUAAUGAUUCCACAUGAAAACCGAACCAGUGAGGCCAUGUACAACAAAAUGAACAUUUCUGAACUGAGUGCCAUGAUUCCCCAGUUUGACUGGUUGGGCUACAUCAAGAAGGUCAUUGAUGUCAGGCUGUAUCCCCACCUGAAAGACAUCAGCCCCUCCGAGAACGUGGUGGUCCGCGUCCCACAGUACUUUAAAGAUUUGUUUAGGAUAUUAGGCUCUGAGAGGAAGAAGACCAUUGCCAACUAUUUGGUGUGGAGAAUGGUUUAUUCCAGAAUUCCAAACCUGAGCAGGCGCUUUCAAUAUAGAUGGCUGGAAUUCUCACGGGUGAUCCAGGGGACCACAACUUUGCUGCCUCAAUGGGACAAAUGUGUAAACUUUAUUGAAAGUGCCCUUCCUUAUGUUGUUGGAAAAAUGUUUGUGGAUGUGCACUUCCAGGAAGAUAAGAAGGAGAUGAUGGAGGAAUUGAUUGAGGGUGUUCGCUGGGCCUUCAUUGAUAUGCUGGAGAAAGAAAAUGACUGGAUGGAUGCAGGGACGAAAAAGAAAGCCAAAGAAAAGGCAAGAGCUGUUUUGGCAAAAGUUGGCUACCCUGAGUUUAUAAUGAAUGAUACUCAUGUUAAUGAAGACCUCAAGGCAAUCAAAUUUUCAGAAUCGGACUACUUUGGCAAUGUUCUGCAAACCCGAAAGUAUUUAGCACAGUCUGAUUUCGUCUGGCUAAGAAAAGCUGUUCCAAAAACAGAGUGGUUUACAAAUCCAACAACUGUCAAUGCCUUCUACAGUGCAUCUACCAACCAGAUCCGAUUUCCAGCAGGAGAGCUGCAAAAGCCUUUCUUUUGGGGAACAGAAUAUCCUCGAUCUCUGAGUUAUGGUGCUAUCGGAGUAAUUGUUGGACAUGAAUUUACACAUGGAUUUGAUAAUAAUGGUAGAAAAUUUGACAAAAAUGGAAACCUAGAUCCUUGGUGGUCUAUGGAUUCAGAAGAAAAGUUUAAAGAAAAAACAAAGUGCAUGAUUAACCAGUAUAGCAGCUAUUAUUGGAAGAAAGCUGGCUUAAAUGUGAAGGGGAAGAGGACCCUAGGAGAAAAUAUUGCCGAUAAUGGAGGUCUGCGGGAAGCUUUUAGGGCUUAUAGGAAAUGGGUAAAUGAGAGAAGGCAAGGAGUUGAGGAGCCUCUCCUACCAGGCAUUACAUUCAACAACAACCAGCUCUUCUUCUUGAGUUAUGCCCAUGUGAGGUGCAAUUCUUAUAGACCAGAAGCUGCCCGAGAACAAAUUCAAAUUGGUGCUCACAGCCCCCCUCAAUUUAGGGUCAAUGGUGCCAUUAGCAACUUUGAAGAAUUCCAGAAAGCUUUUAAUUGCCCACAUAAUUCCUCGAUGAACAGAGGUGUGGAUUCCUGUCGACUCUGGUAGCUGGAGUGCUGUAUUCUGCCAUCCUGAGACAACUGCCCACUUAUUUAGGCCUAUAUUCCCCUGAGGACUUUUAUUUUUGAUGCGUUUUCAUUAUUUGGGUAGAUGACCUGCUUGGAUCUAAACAGUAUCUGUUGAGAGUCAUAGAUCUUAAAAAAGUAAAAGCAAGAAAUGGACCAUGGAUUUUUCUUUAGAAAAUCAAACUAACAAAAGUAAAUCCCUGGGCUAUGUGUCUUAAAGUGCUAUCUGCUGAAUUGUUGCUAUUUUCCAUUUUAGUUAGUCAUAGCUCAAUGGUACAUACCAUUUCAAUCUGUAGCUUUUCAGGAGUCCUAAGUAGAAUGUGUCCAUCAAAAAGUUCAGUCUAGUAAACCUGUAACCCUCAGUGAUGAAGACAUGUGUAUGCAUAUAUAGAAGGCCUUGCUGUUCUUUGGACUGCAUUGCUAGACUUCAUGGACAGUCAUUACUAUAGCAUUUCUUAAUGCUAAGGUAGUUAAAUAAGAACUAUGUUGGAUCUCCAUUUUACAUUUUUCAAUGAAGUUCUUACUUUCAACUUUGGAGUCUAUGUGAAUGAAAAUGUGCCUCAUAGCUUGCAUCUGAUGCAGCUGAUUGCCUUGUUCAGGUCAGCAUGAACAAAGAUGACAAUAAGUCUACUAGGUAAAGGUUGAGUUUAUCAAAUAGGACGAAAAGGCAAUAUUAAGUCCCAGAAGAAGUAAAACCUCCUAGUCAUGCAACAACAGGAAAACUAGGAGAUGAAAUCUCCAAAAUUUUAUCUAGUCUGCAUGAUCCUGGUUCUUCAAUGAGCAGGUAUUGAGUGGAGGAUUUUCCAAUUCCCCAUUAGAAACAAAUGGCUUUCAUUUCCCUUUAGUGCAAAGGGAUAAACACUACAUUGAGAGGGAGCAAAAUGCUCUUCCAUUUCAUCUCAGUUAAUGUUCCCUCUCUUUAAAAAGAAAACCUUUUAAAAAUUUUCUUGAUUGAAGCCAUUUUAGAAUAUACUGAUUCAAUUUAAAAUUCCUGAAUAGAACUAAGGAAUAUAAUUUUUACUUUUCAAGUCUUUGAAGAAAGAGCAGUACUGUUUUUGAUCCUUAGAGCAUUAUCCUUUUAAGUGAACCCCUCUAUCUUUUAGUUGUGUGUGUAUGUAGGAUAAAACUGAAAUAGCAUUAAAGUGGUUACCUGGC